Molecule: messenger RNA, 1461 nt
Organism: Lithohypha guttulata
Lineage: Eukaryota; Fungi; Ascomycota; Eurotiomycetes; Chaetothyriales; Trichomeriaceae
Gene: HRT2
Product: Hairy/enhancer-of-split with YRPW motif protein 2
Exons: 2
Coding region: 1-1461 (486 amino acids)
Biological process (GO): DNA damage response
Cellular component (GO): nucleus
Molecular function (GO): phosphatase activity
Source: RefSeq, a predicted model, not a curated record
AUGGAGCUGGAUCCUCCAGUACCGAAGUACAAUAACGGCGAUCAGUUGAGCUUUGCUUACCCUUCAGUACGUGAUAGGUGGCCAGCAAUCAUAACGCAAAUCAUAGACGACGUCCACCGAACCAUUUCAGAUUUGCACUCAGAGCACAAUGAUCGACUAUCAGAAGGCAAGACUAUUGUCAGGGAACUUGCCUCGUUGAAGUAUGAGAUGCAACACAACCGUGUGUUGACACCACUCGAAGAUGACGGUUUCGAGGACAUCAGGCUAUACAACGAUGAGCUGCAGCAACGCACGGCAGCAGAUUUAGAUGGGCCGAAAGGUGAGGUGCCCAAGUGGCACAAUGUGGAAUGGCUCUUCUCCGAGUGCUACAUGUACCGACGUGUCUAUACCUUCUUCUCGAAGACGACCCACUGGAAGGACUAUGACUAUUUUCAGCGCCAGAAGAUCAGUACUUUCCGUUCUUCGAGACCAGCUGUGCUUGAACUUUGUGCAAAGUACAAAGAGAUUAUAACGAACAUCAAACAGAACGAUCAGGUUGUGAAGGAUGUCCAAGAUCCACAGAGGAUUGCGGCAGCAGAAAAGUUGUUGUUUGUCGAAAUGGCAGAGAUCUGUCUAUGGGGCAAUGCAACCGAUUUGAGUUUACUUACCAAUAUGACAUACGAAGAUAUUCAGAAAUUGCAGGGCAGCAACGCUCGAAAAGAAAGUGAGAAGAACAUUCUCGCCAACGAUCUGUCAGAUGCCUUCGCAAUCCUCAACAAGGCCAAGCAGGUCGAGCAGAGAAGAAGAGUAGACAUUGUGCUUGACAAUGCUGGAUUCGAGCUGUUCGUUGAUCUUGUGCUUGCUGGAUACCUGCUAGCGACAGGUCUAGCAACAGAAGUCGUGUUGCAUCCCAAGAGCUUACCCUGGUUCGUCAGCGAUGUCCUUCCUAACGACUUCUCUGCUCUUCUGAACGCCAUGCAAGAUCCUAAGGCCUUUUACGAGGUUAACAUUGACGGCAAAGAUCCAGUACCAUUGUCGGACCAGGAAGCAGCGCACAUUCAGUUCUUGUUUGAGCACUGGAGUGAACUACAUACAGACGGGAAGAUCGUAUUACGCCCAAAUCGCUUCUGGACUCAGGCAGGUUCUUUCUGGAGGAUGCCUAAGCUUGCGCCGGAGCUCUUCCAGGAUCUCAAAGAGAGUGAACUGGUAGUCUUCAAAGGUGACUUGAACUACCGAAAAGUGGUUGGUGAUGCUGCUUGGGAUCCGACUACACCUAUAGAGACGGCUGCAGGUCCACUAGGAAAGUCAUCUGGACUUCGGUUACUUGCACUGCGUACAUGCAAAGGCGAUACAGUUGUCGGCCUGCCGAAAGGCAAAGACGAAGAACUGCGACAAGAACAAGGUGGACAACCUGAGGCUCGAAAAUGGGCCUGGAAGGGCAAAUGGGCUGUUGUAGAGCUCAGCGAUGGUAAAGCUUCGUGA